Molecule: messenger RNA, 1359 nt
Organism: Bathycoccus prasinos
Lineage: Eukaryota; Viridiplantae; Chlorophyta; Mamiellophyceae; Mamiellales; Bathycoccaceae
Exons: 1
Coding region: 1-1359 (452 amino acids)
Biological process (GO): activation of GTPase activity; intracellular protein transport
Molecular function (GO): GTPase activator activity
Source: RefSeq, a predicted model, not a curated record
AUGGAGAACGAAGCGCGGCGGCGUUUUCCUCCUCCGAGAAGCGAAGAAAAAGAAGCGUCGUCGAGAGAUCGCGCCAACGGCAGCACCAAUAAUAAUAACAACUUCUUCGAGCGGUUCCUGAAACUUUCGUCACUCCGGGAAAAACUGGAACUGGUGAAAGAAAAAGCGGAGAGGAAAAGGAAACAGAGAAGAGGAUGGACGGAGAAGAAGGAGGAGCGUUUGUGUCCUCUGCCGAACGUGAUUCGAGUCGAGAGCAACGCUGGUGCCUCCUCCACUUCCAACGCUUCCUCUUCUUCUCUCCCGGAAAUAUGGCGAGCGAGGAGGCAAAACUUGGAAAACUGCUUACAAGGAGAGUGUGUCAAGCGAGAGAAGUUGAGAGAAAUCGUCGCGGAUGGAUUCGUACCGGACCAACCUUCCUCGGUGAGGUACGACGUGUGGUCGUAUUUGCUUCGAGUUGUACCCGAGGCGCGUCGAGAACGAGAAGAGGAGAGAAGGAAGAAGCGGGAGACGUACGAGGCGUUCGCGGAGGAAUUGGCGAGUUGCGUGCGAACGCCGGACGUGAGCGUGGAAAUGACGUAUAAAUACGAGGACAUAAAGUCGCCGACAAAGUCGAGAGCGACGAGAGUGGCGGUAGAGUUGAAAGUGAAGCAAGUAAACGAGGAGGAUAAGGACAUAUUGGAGCAAAUCGAGAGAGACGUGGAACGAUUGCAUCCGUCGUUGCAUUUUUUCAACGACGAAAUCGAGGCCGCACCGAAACGAAAAGAUAUGACGGAAGCUUUGUUUGUAUUUGCGAAAUUGAAUCCGGGUUUACGUUACGUCCAAGGCAUGCACGAAUUGCUCGCUCCGUUGUAUUUUGUCUGCUUUAACCACCCGGAUAAAAACGGCGUCGCGAAAGACGCCAAAUCGGAUUCGUUUUGGAUGUUCGUCGAGUUGAUUUCAGAGUUGAGAGACGCGUAUUGUAAAGAGCUCGACAAAACGGACCAAGGAAUCAAUCAUUUACUUUCCGAGCACGACAAUUUGUUAAGGAAUCGAUGCCCAGCAGUCGCCACGAAAAUGAUCGACGAGUUGAACGUGAAACCUCAAUUUUACGCGUUUCGAUGGUGCGUGUUGAUGUUCGCCGGCGAGUUUGACUUCCCGUCUGUUUUAAGAACGUUCGACUUUCUCGUCGCCUGGCCUAGAGGUAAACGCGACGCUCUCUUGCGUUUGUGUUCCGCCAUGGUAUGUAACGUACAAAAGGAGUUGUUGGACGAGAAUUGCGACUUUGCCGUCGCCAUGCGCACGUUACAAAACUAUCCCGCGUGCGACGUGAAUAAGAUUAUCAAAAUAGCCUGCGCGUUCCCGUAUUUAGCUGCUUCUUAA